Molecule: messenger RNA, 822 nt
Organism: Rotaria sp. Silwood1
Lineage: Eukaryota; Metazoa; Rotifera; Eurotatoria; Philodinida; Philodinidae
Source: the annotation of a GenBank genome assembly
AUGAUACGUAAAAACGAUUUACCUAUUCCACUGGCUUAUUAUACACGUGGUGCAAAUGAAUUUGAAUUUAAAGUUAACUUCAAUACACUUGCUGAAACUUUUUGCUAUGCCAACGAGCACAUUAUUUUGUAUCUUGGCAGUCCAACAGCAAUUGGACUCGGUUUUAAAACACUUCUUAACAGCAUCGAUAACAUUCCAGAUCGUGUAGCGAAACUGAAACAAGAUGUGAAAAAGAAAGCCUACCAUGGAUGUAAAAUACGAAUUUUGAGACGCCUCGGUUGUCAAAGCCGCUGUCCCGGUUGUGGUUCAAAGUGUGGUCGACCCGAACCACAUGACGAAGAAUCAGUCGAACAAUGGCCUGAAUGUCAAUGUGUACCUAGAAAAUGCAACUGUGAUCGAUCUCAAUCACAGCUUUUUAAAGUACAUGGGACUCCUCAUCACAUCGCAGAGGCUUUUUUUGGAAGACAAUACUACAAGAAGCACACACCGGUUCUUAAGCUUUGCUAUCAACAAUGGAUGACAUCUGGAAUGAUUCUUAGCAAUGAUGAACAUGUUUCUCCUCUUCGAAAAUAUUAUAACCAAUACAAUCCCGAGUGGUAUAACAAUUUACAUGACCUAUCUACCACAGGGAAAGCUUCUAACGAGGACAUUCCACCACCUGAACAGCGUCGUGCUUGGAUGAUUGUUCGUCAUGCUCUUGUUUCGCUCUAUGCACACAAGGGUAUGGUGGAUGAAAAGCAUUAUGAUAAAAAAUUGUAUCCGUCAAAUAUUGACUCAUUACCCAAAGAGUUUGAACCGAAAUGGAACGAUAUAGAUAAUUAA